Messenger RNA from Mercurialis annua (annual mercury), 1180 nucleotides. Its product is annotated as bark storage protein A-like. The transcript has 6 exons. Gene Ontology annotation, molecular function: catalytic activity. The coding region runs from base 41 to 1051 and encodes 336 amino acids. The record is from RefSeq and is a predicted model, not a curated record. Gene Ontology annotation, biological process: nucleoside metabolic process. NCBI's taxonomy places the organism in Eukaryota, Viridiplantae, Streptophyta, Magnoliopsida, Malpighiales, Euphorbiaceae.
UUUGUGCAAGACUCAUCAAGUCACUGUAAUAAACUAAGGCAUGGCAGGCAGAUUAAGGUUUAUGUUGGUCGUUUUGAUUUUAUUGUUUGCUGUUGUAUCUGUUUGUGGUAUACCAUCAAAGAAGAAAAUUUCUUGGGGCAGAAUCAAGAAGAUCAACAAGAAAGGGCCUUAUAUCGGUCUCAUUACGGUGUAUCCGCCCGAAGAGAAGGCUUUCUUUUCAACCGGAGCGUUCAAAUCGGAUUCUAGAUACCCGUUUUUGGAUCUAUCAGGACGAAGAUUCCGAGUUGGAAGAAUCUAUGACAGGAAAGUUAUCUAUGUUAGAUGUGGGAUUGGAUUGGUGAAUGCUGGUGCAGCAACACAACAAAUGCUGGAUCUGUUCGACAUAACUGGAAUAAUUCAUUUCGGCAUUGCUGGAAACAUGAAUAAUUCUAUGUCUAUCGGAGAUGUAUCCAUUCCGAAACAAUUUGCUAAUACCGGACUCUGGGAUUGGCUAAACCAAAAUGGAAUAGUGGACUACCCUAAAAAUGUUGCUGAAAUGAAGAUUGGAGGCUACAAUGUUCCACAAGGUGAUGCCACCAAUCUGCUGGGGAAAAUCGGGUUCCGACAUGAGCAAUUCUUUUCGGAGGGUAAUGCUGCAGCACGUCUGUUUUGGGCAGAAGUAAGCCAGGAUUGGCUUCAGCUUGCUGCCAGUUUGGAGGGAAUGGAACUGGAGAAGUGUGUUAACUCGAGUUUGUGCCUUCCGAAAAAGCCGAAGUUAGUAGCUGGACUCAAGGGAUCAACCUCCAACAGUUUUCUAGACAAUGCAGCUUAUAGAGAUUUCCUUUCCCAAACUUUUGAGGUUUCAACAACUGAUAUGGAGAGUUCUGCAGUAGUAAUGACAUGCUUGUCAAAUGGUUUUCGAGUGAUUGUAAUCCGAGGAAUGUCUGACUUAGCAGGAAGUCAAUCAGGAGAGAAUCCAAUUCAUACAUUUGGUUCACUUGCUGCUCUUAAUACUGUUAAAGUUGUUCUUCAAUUUAUCAAAAAUAUUCCGUUAGAUGUUUUCGCAUCCUAAAUCUUUGAAGUAGUAUUCCAUCACAGAAUGUUGCUGUAAAAUGCUACAGAAACUUCAACUUUUGAGUUUCUUGGAGAAUGGAACUACUAUGAUGAUUGAAUAACAAAUCAAGAACAUUGUUGCUUGUCA